UGGAUAGGUCUGGAUGGGGUGUAGAAGCAAGAUACGCCACAUCUGGGACUUGAUUGUGAAUCGUAAAUUCUGGAGGCAUUACUUUCUCAUAUAGUUUCGUCUUCAGCAUUCUAGGAGCCAAAACAAAGCUCUUGAUAAGCUCUGCAAGGGUGUGACAACCUUGUAAGUGUUCAUUGCACCCCAUUGAUGUGGGGGUUUGAUAGCACUACAGUCCAAAAUGGGCCAGUUAAGCCACAAUCUGAUGCUUAUGGACUGCUAAUGCAUACAAAUGGCCAGUGGGAGUGGACUCUAGCUCCUGGUGUCUCUCCAUCACCAAGGUAUCAGCAUGCAGUGGUUUUUGUUGGUGCUCGUUUGCAUGUUACUGGUGGUGCUCUUAGGGGAGGGAGAACUAUUGAAGGGGAAGGAUCUGUUGCAGUUCUGGAUACUGCUACUGGGGUGUGGUUGGACAGAAACGGUGUUGUUAACUCCCCCCGCAUGCACAAGUCCUCAAAUGACCAUGAUUCUUCUUUGGAGCUUCUGCGUCGUUGCCGCCAUGCAGCUGCUUCUGUUGGCACUCAGAUUUAUAUAUAUGGCGGUCUGAAAGGAGAUAUGCUACUCGAUGAUCUUCUUGUUGCGGAGAAUUCACCUUUUCAAUCUGAAAUUACUUCCUCCAUGUACAAUUCUGAUAGGAUCUCAUCUACAACAAAUCAUAAAGAAAGUCAAAGUAUUCAUUCGGAGUCCCCAUCCUUCCAACAAUCCUUGGAUAGUGGACCAGAGACAGCCUCUUUGAGCAUGGAUCAAAAAUCUAUUGACAAGCUGAUUGAAGCUUCUGCUGCUGAAGCUGAAGCAGUUAGUGCUGCCUGGCGAGCUGCAAAGGAAGCAUCUGCAGCUUCCACGGAAGAAGGCAUUUCGGAUGAAAAUGAGUCUGAGUCUCAAGUUAAUGAUAAAUCACCAGCAUCAGAGGACUCAUCAGAUGAUGCUGAUCCCCUUGAACCAGAUGUACGGCUACACCCUCGAGCGGUAGUGGUUGCUAAAGAGGCUGUCGGCAAUCUGGGUGGUCUGGUACGGCAGCUUUCAUUGGAUCAGUUUGAAAAUGAGAGUAGAAGAAUGCAUCCUUCAAAUGGUGAGCAGGCACAUCCAACAAAGAAGUUCUUGAAUAGGCAGAAAUCUCCACGGGGUUUGCAUAAGAAGAUCAUUUCAUUCCUGCUCAGACCAAGAAAUUGGAAACCUCCUGCUGAUCGGAGCUUUUUCCUUGAUUCAUAUGAAGUUGGUGAGCUUUGCUAUGCUGCUGAGCAAAUAUUUGUGCAGGAACCCACAGUUCUGCAAUUAAAAGCUCCAGUAAAAGUAUUCGGUGAUCUUCAUGGGCAGUUUGGUGACCUUAUGCGAUUAUUUGAUGAAUAUGGUUUUCCCUCGACUGCCGGGGAUAUAACGUAUAUAGACUAUCUUUUUUUGGGUGAUUACGUUGACCGAGGGCAACACAGUUUGGAAACUAUAACGCUUCUUCUUGCUCUUAAAAUAGAAUAUCCGGAGAAUGUCCACUUGAUCCGGGGAAACCAUGAGGCUGCUGACAUUAAUGCCCUUUUUGGUUUUCGUCUUGAAUGCAUUGAGAGAAUGGGGGAAAGUGAUGGCAUAUGGGCGUGGACUCGAUUUAAUCAACUUUUCAACUACCUGCCACUUGCUGCUUUAAUAGAAAAGAAAAUCAUCUGCAUGCAUGGUGGCAUUGGAAGGUCUAUAACUUCAGUCGAGCAGAUAGAGAACCUUGAAAGGCCAAUCACCAUGGAUGUUGGUUCUAUCAUUCUAAUGGACCUUCUAUGGUCUGAUCCAACAGAGAAUGAUAGCAUCGAGGGCUUAAGACCAAAUGCAAGGGGACCUGGUCUAGUAACUUUUGGGCCUGACAGAGUCACUGAUUUUUGUAAGAGAAACAAAUUGCAGCUCAUCAUAAGAGCUCAUGAAUGUGUAAUGGAUGGUUUUGAAAGGUUUGCGCAGGGGCAGUUGAUAACUUUAUUUUCAGCAACUAAUUAUUGUGGCACGGCAAACAAUGCGGGGGCUAUACUUGUGGUUGGUAGGGGGUUAGUCGUGGUUCCAAAGUUGAUUCAUCCACUUCCACCACCCCUUCGCUCACCCGAAUCUUCCCCUGAUCAUGUCUUAGAGGACACAUGGAUGCAGGAACUUAACAUUCAAAGACCACCUACUCCAACUCGAGGCAGGCCACAAUCUGCUAAUGACCGGCAUUCACUUGCUUAUAUAUGACCACAAACCCUGUGAAUCAUGUCCAAACAGAGACUAAUCUUCUUUUUGCAGAGAGAGUGCACACCUCACCUUUGCUUGGCAUUUGAAUGCUGGGUUUAGCAUUAUGUGGCAUCGCUCUUUCCAUCAUGUGCAGUAUAAUAUUUGUCAGUGUUCAUCCUAUGUAAUCUACCAUCACAGUGAAGAUGUUGUUCCAAUGUACAUGUGCGGGUAAACUGUAAUGAAAUAUUCUUAUUGUUUGUAAAACUUUUUUGAGUUGGGGCGAGAUGCAAGUUCAUCCUUGUGUUGUACAUGGUUAAUGUUGCAACAGCUAGAGUGUAAUUUGUUUUCGAGAAGCAUAAUUCAAUAACCUAGUGGAGUGAUUUGGUCAAU
This is a messenger RNA of Elaeis guineensis (African oil palm), 2598 nucleotides long. Lineage: Eukaryota; Viridiplantae; Streptophyta; Magnoliopsida; Arecales; Arecaceae. The record is from RefSeq and is a predicted model, not a curated record.